This is a messenger RNA of Clupea harengus (Atlantic herring), 2181 nucleotides long. RefSeq names its product ubiquitin-conjugating enzyme E2G 1a (UBC7 homolog, yeast) (gene ube2g1a). NCBI's taxonomy places the organism in Eukaryota, Metazoa, Chordata, Actinopteri, Clupeiformes, Clupeidae. The record is from RefSeq and is a predicted model, not a curated record.
GCAGCCUGUUCCCGUGGUGUCGUUGAAUUGUAAGCGCAUGCUCAAAGUCGAACAGAAUGUUGAGCAAAACGGACUAGAAAAAACAGUCAGACAUUGGCGUUUAUAACAGAACAUUACUAUUUCCUUCGUAAAACCAACCUUAUUUUCCUCAACUGUAGUGUUUAAAACAAUGACGGAGACCCAAUCGGCGCUGUUACUCAGGAGACAGCUGGCAGAACUAAAUAAGAACCCAGUGGAGGGAUUCUCCGCCGGAUUGAUAGAUGACAAUGACCUUUACAGAUGGGAAGUUCUAAUAAUUGGACCUCCAGACACAAUGUACGAAGGGGGGGUGUUUAAAGCACACCUCACAUUUCCCAAAGACUACCCACUCAGGCCUCCCAAAAUGAAAUUCAUCACAGAAAUAUGGCACCCCAAUGUUGACAAGAACGGUGACGUUUGUAUUUCUAUUUUGCACGAGCCUGGGGAGGAUAAGUACGGCUACGAGAAACCAGAAGAGCGCUGGCUCCCCAUCCACACAGUGGAGACCAUCAUGAUUAGUGUCAUCUCCAUGUUAGCAGACCCCAACGGAGACUCUCCCGCCAAUGUGGAUGCUGCUAAAGAAUGGAGGGAAGACAGGCAUGGGGAAUUUAAAAAGAAGGUCGCACGUUGUGUAAGGAGGAGCCAGGAGACUGCCUUUGACUGAUGGUAAUCCAGCAGUUCGUAGCUUCACAGUUUUUUUCAGGGUCUCCAGCUGAGAAACAACGUGGCACUGUUUUUCCUGCAUUCAACUCCCUGAUGGAUUUGUCUUGACUGAGCCUCAGCAGAGACGGACAGGGCUAAAAUAGGCUGCAGUAGAACACAUGACCAUCACACAUGCUGGCAGAGGCCAAGCAAGUGCCAAUCUAAUAAAAGCAAAAGGAAAUAAAACGACAAAGCAUCACUCAGUCUCUCUAAUCGUUGAAGUGAUACAGCCUUUCAGGAAGCAAUUGUAAAGAUCUGUACAUAGAACAGACAUAAAGAAACGGAUAAUAUAAGAACUGAUCCUCUCCAUCCAGUGAACCACUUAGCACCAAAUAAUAUUUAGUUAGGUUCUGAGUCCUGUAAAUUCUUGAAAGAGUAUUCACAUCCCUCCUAUCAACAAAGACAUCUCUUUUAGUAGUGUGCAUUAGCUCUAUCACAGGUCAUGUGAAAGCCAACCUGGUAAAAUUUUGAGAAGGGUAAGAAUAUUUUACUUUUUUUUAUUUUUUAUUUUUGUUCUUUUAGGAGUAGCUCGCUCAUUCACAAAUGCUAAGAUCGAAGCAACCUAAAUGGCAAGUUUGUGAGAUCAGUAAAGAGGCAUUUGUCGAAACGUAUAGCAUGCCUUGUUAUCUUGGACACAUUCUCACUCUCAACGCUUAAGGUUAAAUAAAAAAAGCAACAACGAAUGGCUCUAAAGCGUCAGCCAGUCAUCAUAAGGGGAGUUGGUUGGGUUUGUGAUGCCUCAAGGUAGCACCGUAACUGGCUACAGUGGCGUUGCGGUCAGCGGGGUGCUUUCUGGGAAGCCACAGUGCACAUCAGCGGUAAUUCAUGCAUGUUUGAGCUCAAUUGGUUUCAUUUGGUUUUCUUUAUAAAAGUGCCUCCUAAUGAAUUGCUUGGCUGUUACACACCUGCAUUGAACAGACGUUGAAAGGGUGCAACAUGUCAGCAAAUUUGCUAUACACCCUCCCUGAGUGUGUGUAUGUGUGAAGUGUGUGUGUGUGUGAUUUUUUUUUUAAAAAAAUGUUCCCCGUUUUGUUUUAUAACCCUUUGUACCAGCAUUAUAAUUAUUGAAAUGUUGUUAAUGCAUUGGUGUAGCAAUAAUCCCUUGCCUAUACCUGUCCUUUGCAGAGCUUUCUUAUUUUGUGUGGUGAUUUGGUAGCAUUUAUGCAGCAUGCUUCAACAGUAGGGUUUUUUUCUUGCAGGAGUUCCUGGGAUUUUUAUUUGAAAAAAAGAUUUAAAAAAACAAGUUUGUCUGAAUGAGUGUGUUUAAUUUACCCUGUAUCACCUUCUCUGCCCCCCUCCCCCCUAAAAACUUUGUGUUCUCAAUUUAUUUUAUUCUGGCUCUGGCGGACUACUGCAGUUUCUGUUGCCUAAUGUACAAAGACAAAAAUACUGAUGUAUAUUUUUCAUGUUAUAAACUGUCACCUUCUCUAGUGAGUUCUUCUAAAAUAAAAAUUUCCAGCA